ACAUUGUUUGUGGAACAUCCGGUUUUAUUAUGUACUAGUAGUACUAGUUUUCAUAAUAUAAAUAUUGGACUCGGCUGGAUGAGUACUUUGAAAAUGGUGUUCAACAGAAUGAAAAGCUUUAUAUCUUAUUGGUAUCUACAAUAUCUAUUGGCAACAUCUGUUUAUAUGCUGGAGCCAUUAGAAAGAAGAAUAUUCAAUUGUUUUUUGAUUGUUGUGCUGGCAAUGUUUUUGUAUACCAGCUACGUUUUUUUACCAGGCCAUGCCAGAAUGUUUAUGUACUUCGUUGAUGCUUACAUACUAGGAGGGAAUCAGCCAGAUGUUACUGUUAAAGGAACAUAGUAAAUCCAAGAAGUGGUCAUAAACCGAAGACUUUUUUCAUCAUGAAAAGGGUGCUAAUGGCAUUGCAACAUUGACAAUGAGUACACGACUAGAAGUGGAUGUGUGCUACAUAUUUGACACUGAAAUCUUCACCUUUAAUGCUGUAUAGAAGUAAUUACAGAAGAUUUCCUUUUGCAAUGAACUUUAGAAAUCAGAAUUCAAAAUAGUCAAGGUUAUGUUUUUCAUAAUCCAGUAACUACACCAACAGCUGUUAGAUUAUGUGUUCAUAUGAUAUACAGAGGGUUCAGUUGUUCAUGUCGUCCUCAUAUAACUUAUGUACAGUGCAUGUAUUUGCAGGUAUCAGUGAUUUUAGAUUUUCUAAAGGACUUUUAAACAUGCUGACAUAAAAAUGUGGGCUUAUAAUGCUAUGUUGCCUGAUUGUCUAUCCACAUAAUGUUGUUGGUUCAUCUCCUUUGUAACUAUAACAGAUUCCAUUGUUGUAUGGUGGCCAUGAUAGGUAUCUUGUAAUUUAGCAUGUGGAUGUGGGUUUCGAACAUGGGGUCUAGCCUGUGUAGUAGGGAAAAUGGGCAGGGGUUUUAAGAUUUUGUUCAUACUUCUCCUUGGUUUUGGUAAUAUAAUGUGGGCAUAUCAUGCACACAGGCACCUGAGGUUUAGACCCACACUCCCUAUGAUUAAAAUAUAUUUAAUCCAAUAAACCUGUAUAAAUUAAGAGUGGAAAAUGGCAUUGGGAAUUGAAAAUGGGUACAAUAGACUCCACAAAUUUAAUGGAAAUAUUUCUUAUUAUUUUUGCACACUGAAGGCAGGGGGAUCAAAGAGAAUGUGGGUCUACACUUCAGUUGCCUGUGAUCAUGCACCUAUGUAGUGUUGCUUGAUUUUUUUUCAGUUACCUAUGAUCACGCACCUAUGUAGGGUUUCCUGAUUUUUUUAUUAAUUGCAAAGACAAAAAAAAACAUUCAUCUAUAUGUAUUUGAACACAAUGUAUCAUAUGUAGGGGAGGUAUGGGAGUGUCGGGUUUAAAAUUUGCAAUAUUCAAUUAGUGUUCAUUAAACUUAAUAUAAUUACCCAUGAAGGAUAAGUUCAGGUAAGCAUUGUAAGAGUGAUUUAUAACUGCCUCUGACCAGAUACAAUUAGUGUCUCAGCUCUAGCUGGGGUUUGUUUUUGUUUAUUGUACAUAUACGCAAAACCAGUAAAUUGCCAUAUUGAAAUUUUGAUCAAGUACUUCUUGCUCCAAUGUUAUGUUUAGAUGUUUUUUAAAAAUGUAUUGGUUGUAUUUCCUCAUUUUACUAGGGGCCAGUAUGUAUUCAGAAUAAAUGUCCUAGUUUUGAGUCCUACACAUAUUAUUUCGUAUGUCUAAAUUUUGCCCAGUUAUUCUGAAUUGAAAUUCAUUUUUCAUGCAUUUUAUUGUAUUAAAUGUUUAUGAUGUUACAGAAAUACAUUUACAAUGAUUGUUACAUAAUUUUCAUCAAAUAUUUUGAGAGCCAAAGGAUCAGUUGCUUGCCAAUAAAAAUAUUGAACC
This is a messenger RNA of Ostrea edulis (European flat oyster), 1855 nucleotides long. RefSeq names its product serine palmitoyltransferase small subunit A-like. Gene Ontology annotation, biological process: ceramide biosynthetic process. The coding region runs from base 79 to 339 and encodes 86 amino acids. Gene Ontology annotation, molecular function: serine C-palmitoyltransferase activity. The transcript is spliced from 2 exons. The record is from RefSeq and is a predicted model, not a curated record. Gene Ontology annotation, cellular component: serine palmitoyltransferase complex. Lineage: Eukaryota; Metazoa; Mollusca; Bivalvia; Ostreida; Ostreidae.